UCACACUAUACUAACCAAACAUAAGAUGGAAAUCAUAUUAAUCUCUUUGUGCUUAACCACCUUCUUAGCCUUUCUCUUCCUAAAACCACUCUUCAAACGAAUCACCACCCCAAAACUUAAGUUACCACCGUCUCCAUGGCGGCUUCCGGUGAUCGGAAACCUCCACCAGCUCGGUCUCAACCCUCACCGCUCUCUCCAUUCCCUCAGCCUCCGGUAUGGGCCACUCAUGCUCCUUCAUUUCGGCCGUGUACCUGUUCUCGUGGUUUCUUGUCCUGACGUGACUAAUGACAUCAUGAAAACACACGACCUUAAGUUUGCAAACCGCCCGAAAUCAAAAGCUAUUAAUAUAUUUAUGGACGGUGGACGUGAUAUAAUCUUUGGACCCUACGGAGAAGAUUGGAAGAGUAUGAAGAGUCUGGGCGUGGUGCAUCUGCUCAACAACAAAAUGGUUAGGUCCUUUGAGAACCUAAGAGAAGAAGAGAUCAAAGUAAUGACAGAGAAGCUGGAAGAAGCAUCUUCAUCUUCUUCAUCAGUCAAUCUAAGCAAACUCCUAAUGACUCUUACCAACGAUAUCAUAUGCAGAAUCACCUUGGGAAGAAAAUAUAACAUCGAGGAAGGUGGAAUUGAUAUCAAGAACUUAGUGAUGACAUCCUCUGAGUAUUUUGGCAAAUUCUUUUUCGGAGAUUUUAUUCCUAGUUUGGCAUGGAUAGACUGGAUCAGCGGCAUAGAUGAUAAAAUGAAGGACAUAAAUAACAAGUUAGAUGUUUUUUUAGAUAGCAUGGUGCAAGAACAUGUCGAUGCCGAUCACAAAGAACCAUCAGAUUUUGUGGAUAUGUUGCUAUUGAUUCAAAAGGAUAAAACCAAACGGUUUCAGUUUGACAGAAGUGACUUAAUACUCAUCCUCAAGGAUAUGUUUUUCUCGGGAACAGCAACAACUGCCUCCCAACUAGAAUGGACAAUGACAGAGCUUAUGAGACAUCCAGAGUGUAUGAAAAAACUUCAAGAUGAGAUUAAUUCAUUUUCGACGCAUAAUUCAAAUGUAACGGAGAAAGAAGUUGAGAAAAUGAACUAUUUACAUUGCGUGAUUAAGGAGGGGCUACGCUUGCAUCCCUCUGGUCCACUAGUGUCCAGACUACCAAGUGAAGAUGUCCAACUAAAGGGAUAUGACAUUUCUGCAGGGACACAUGUUAUACUCAAUGUUUGGGCACUCCAACGAAACCCUGCGAUAUGGGGGCUUGAUGCCAAUGAAUAUAGACCGGAGAGGCAUUUUGGUACGAAUUUGGAUUUUAACGGUACUGAUUCCAAAUUCGUUCCAUUUGGAGGGGGGAGAAGACUCUGCCCCGGAAUUGGAUUUUCUUUGGCCAUGUCCAAAUUGGCACUAGCCAACCUUGUGAAACGGUUCAACUGGAGACUCGAGGUCGGACCAGCAGGAGAUGAUAAACCUGAUCUAGCUGAAGCAUCUGGUAUUGAUGUUUGCCGCAAGUUUCCUCUCAUUGUCUUUCCAUCAAUUAGUUUAUGCACUGUCCAUCUCCUCGGCAAGCAAAUGGUUAGGUCCUUUGAGAAAGUAAGACAAGAAGAGAUAAAUUCAGUGAUGGAGAAGCUUGACAAAGCAAGUUCUUCUUCUUUGCCGGUAAAUCUAAGUGAUUUACUCCUUAACAUGUCAAACGAUGUGAUAUGUAGAAUUGCUAUGGGAAGAAAAUAUAGCCGGGAGGAAAACACUAGAGAUUUUGAAAAUCAACUGAGAAAAGUCAUGGAGCUUCUAGGCUCAUUUCCAGUCGGAGAUUACAUCCCAGGUUUGGCGUGGAUAGAUAAAGUCCGCGGUUUGGACCGUAAAAUGGAGGAAGUAAGCAAAACGUUUGUGGAGUUUCUUGAAAGAGUUGUGCAAGAACAUGUAGAUGAAGGUGAGAAUAAAGAGACAUUUGAUUUUGUUGAUAUGUUGUUAAGAAUUCAAAGAGAGAAGACAAAUGGAUUCGAGCUUGAUAGAAGCGACAUCAGACUCAUUAUUUUGGAUAUUUUCCUAGGAGGAACAACAACAACUUUCACAGCCAUCGAUUGGGCAAUGACACUUCUCAUAAGACAUCCGGAAUCUAUGAAAAAACUCCAAGACGAGAUCCGAACAUAUUCGAGAAAUAAGUUAUAUGUAUCUGAAGAAGAAGUCAAGAAUAUGAAAUACUUAAAAGCUGUGAUUAAAGAAGUCCUUCGACUACAUCCUCCAGGCCCAUUGUUAAUUCCCAGACAACUUAGUGAAGAUGUCAAACUCAAGGGAUAUGAUAUUGUGGCUGGCACAAUGGUAUUCAUCAACGCUUGGGCCAUUCAUCGAGAUAUCGCAAAAUGGGGACAAGAUGCAGAAGAGUUUAAGCCAGAGAGGCAUUUGAAUCUACCACUGAAUUUUCAAGGACAAGAUUUCAACUUCAUUCCAUUCGGAUCGGGAAGAAGGUUAUGUCCUGCCAUAGAUUUUGCAACAACGUUAAUUGAGGUGGCAUUAGCAAACUUUGUGUACCGGUUUAAUUGGAGAGUCGAGAGUAGACCACUUGGAGAUGAUGAUGAGUACUAUCUAGCUGAAACAACCGGUAUUGAAGUUUGCCGCAAGUUCCCUUUAAUUGCCUUUCCAUCUUUCGCUUCAUUCACAAUUUAGUGUACAACGUCUCGCUACAAUUCAUUAAACGUACUUUUGAUCCCCUAAAAAAUAAAUGUGUUUUGUCAUC
Molecule: messenger RNA, 2705 nt
Organism: Arabidopsis arenosa
Lineage: Eukaryota; Viridiplantae; Streptophyta; Magnoliopsida; Brassicales; Brassicaceae
Source: the annotation of a GenBank genome assembly